AUGCACUCAUGGCGUCCACCAGCGGCAACGACUACUUUGCUUACAGGGCAAACAAUCCCCGAAACUCCUGUGAGCACGUUGACUAUAUCUCCAAAUCAACAAGUCUCUACAGCACCGUCGGGUCCGGCUCAACCUGUCAACCCAACCCACAAUGCUCGGUCCGAGAAAGAAAUACUUGACUCUGGUUCAAUCAUUUGCCAUGCGAGUCCAGUUCGUUUACGGGAUCGGAGUAUAUUAUCAGGAGACUCCCAACGAAGCGAAGGCCAAUUCGGUCCCAUUCUUGACAAAAAGCGCUAUUUCGUGGUCCUGUUUAGCAACCCUUUUAGGGGUACACUAGAAGUCUUCCCAAUCUACUCCCACAAUGACCGCGGGAUCGCGCAUUCUCUCUCUGAAGUUCGAGAGCAAUACAUGGGAAUCAUAUCGGAGGGCGAUACAUAUCAAGGGGAUGCACCGGAACCUGCACUAGAAGUUAUUCGCAGAAGGACACCGAACUUCGCUCCGCGAAAGAACGCCUACGUGUCUCUCGAUCGUGUUACGAUUGAACAGGAUAGCAGUACUGUUCUAUGUGGUACUUUGACUGAUGAUAGUCAUGAGCUUCUAGUCAAGCGGGCUAUGCAGCUAGACCGUGAAAAGUGGAAUGUUCUUAGGAGGGUGGAGGUCGAUGAAUCAUGA
Mytilinidion resinicola is the source of this 672-nucleotide messenger RNA. RefSeq lists its product as uncharacterized. NCBI's taxonomy places the organism in Eukaryota, Fungi, Ascomycota, Dothideomycetes, Mytilinidiales, Mytilinidiaceae. The transcript has a single exon. The record is from RefSeq and is a predicted model, not a curated record. Bases 1 to 672 code for a protein of 223 amino acids.